AACCCAUCUUGCCGAAGACUUCACGCAGCUCCUGAAGCAGGGGAACUAAUAUGUCGAUGGAAGAUCCCUUUUUCGUGGUUAAAGGGGAGGUGCAGAAGGCCCUGUCCAAAGCUGAGGGGCUGUUUGAGCGCUGGGAGGAGCUACUUCAGGAUGAAACACCAGUUAGCCGUGAUGAGCUGGACUGGAGCAACAAUGAACUUCGUAACUGUCUGAGGGCCAUUGAUUGGGACCUAGAGGACCUACAUGAAACCAUCAGUAUUGUGGAGGCAAACCCUGGAAAGUUCCGUUUAGGAGAGAAUGAACUACAAGAGAGGCGAGAUUUUGUGGAGCGCACGCGGAAAUCUGUGCAGCUGAUGAAAGAGCAUCUGGCCAGUCGCUCAGCUGUGGCUCAAGCAGAGAAGAAAAACAAACAGGCUUUGCUGGGAGCCACAGCAAAGGAUCGGUACGCCGGCCUGGAACCUCAUCUGGUGUCCGCGAACUCCAAAUAUAUUCAGGAGCAACAGGAACAGCAGCAGCUGAUCGUGCAGGACCAGGACGAGCAGUUGGAGCUGGUGUCAGGCAGCAUCCGUGUCCUAAAGGACAUGUCCAGCAGGAUAGGAGACGAGCUGGACGAGCAGGCAGUCAUGCUCGGUGAGUUUAGCGAGGAGAUGGACCAGACCGGUUCUAGAAUGGACUCGGUGUUGAAGAAAAUGGAGAAGGUUUCACACAUGACCAGCAGUCGGAGACAGUGGUGUGCUAUCGGAGUUCUUGUAAUCAUACUGAUUGUGGUGCUCAUCCUGUUCUUUGCCAUUUAAAUCCGACUUCUCUCUGGUUUGGCCUUUCAUCAUCCCCAAAGCCUCCCCGGUUUUAUUGAGGAAGACAGCAGGGGUUCUUCCACAUCAGCUUCCAUUUUCUUUGUGAGAAAAAGAUCAGUUAUUUUUAUAGUCGUUCCUCGUCUUUGUGUCAUCAUCUAAGCCAAACAUCCAUUUCUCUCUCUUUAUCAAUUACGGCUUCUGGAUUGAGCUCAUUGUCCUCUGCAAAGUCGAUUUUAGAGCGCCACUGAGGCUGAAAUUGAACUUUUUAUCGGGGAAAUAUACCCUUUUUUAUUUGGUUGUGGUGUUGAGAAAUUUGACAUGGCCUUAUUAUGUGUAUAUAUAUAUAUUUUUGGGAUUUUAAUGACAGUACGGUAAAAGUAAAAUAUGUAUACCCUUGUAGGAACCUAUUAAGACCAUAAAUACUUGCAGUAGUGGUUAGUGUGAAAGUAAUGUCAUCUAAACGGUUUCUUUGUGCGAGGAAGGAGAAUCAACUAUGAGAAGCACAACGUGUAAAUCGGGGUAUUAUUUAAUGCAUUACUUUUGAGAUUACUGUAAAUUGACUAAAGUUUCAUGUUGCAAUGGAGAGUAUGGAGUAAUUAGUCUUAACACUUUGGUUAAUUUAACAGUGUGGCCUAAACCUUCAUUGCAAGUGCAUACUUCAUACCCAUAUUACCCCAGAAUAUUAUGAAUGUGUAUGAUAUUAAAAUGAAAGCCGCCUAGUGCAUAAUGUAUGUUCUGAAAUGCAGCUCUAUGAACUGACUAUCCCUGACAGAGCUGAUACGACCCCACAAUUAUGAUCAUAUAUUACCUCAUUUUGUUGUUUUCUCGUCUUGUUGCAAGUGCUCAGAUCCUAUAAUGUUCCUCCCGUCUGUGGGCGUCCUGAUGUGCGUUUUGUACUUGUAUAAUGUGCCAAUGAGUUGUUUCCAGGGAGUCGGGACACCAUGUGUCUAUCAGUGAAUGUAUUAUUUUUAUGAAGCCCGUAUUAAAUCCUACGUUAACAUAAUUUGGGACAGAUUUUAGUAAUGUUUUGUCUAUUUUAAGCUUGCUCUAUAACUUAUAAGUAUAAUAAACCUUAAUUAUCUGAACAUUAGGUCUUCAAACACUCCAAGCAUAAGAUUGAAUCCUCUUCUGUAAGCCUUAAUGACUGUCAAUUAAAAGUGCACAAAAAAAAAGUGUUAUAAUCUAAUUUGAAUUUGCAAAGCAACAAUUGUGAUGUCAUGUCAGUGCUGCCUAUGUAUACAUGAUUGCAUUUCAAAAAUCUAAUGCCCAUGUCAUUUGUUUUUGUAAGCAUUUUCCUAAGAUUGUAUUAUAUAAGAUGCCUUUAUUUUGGCAUCAUGUGGAAUCCACAUGGGUUCCUGAAUAAAGUUUAUG
Molecule: messenger RNA, 2165 nt
Organism: Xyrauchen texanus (razorback sucker)
Lineage: Eukaryota; Metazoa; Chordata; Actinopteri; Cypriniformes; Catostomidae
Product: syntaxin-6-like
Exons: 8
Coding region: 51-794 (247 amino acids)
Biological process (GO): Golgi vesicle transport
Cellular component (GO): membrane
Source: RefSeq, a predicted model, not a curated record